UUAUAUACACAUAAGUGUGUGUGUGUGUGUAUAUAUAAUAUAUAUAUAUAUAUAUAUAUAUAUAUAUAUAUAUAUAUAUCUACUUAUCUACGUAGAAAGAUAUAACAACCGCUGAUCGUCAUCUCGCAGAUUCCUCGUAAAAUAAACUCGCUCGAGAAAGAGAAAGAGCAUACCCUCUACCUAUCUAUCUACCUGUGUGAAUGAAUUUUCCAACUAUACUGGCCUGUCGAAGAAUAAUUAUGUUUUAAUAUUAUUUGAAAAUUUUAUGAAAGAAUUAUAUGAGAAAAGAGAAAAGUGACGUCAUUGUAGCGGGAAAUUCAAGAUUUCGAUAGCGUCGUUUUAGGAGGGAAAUUGAGAGGAGAGAAGGAGGGUGAAGUGUGCGUGUCUCUCUCUCUCUCUCUCUCUCUCUCUCUCUCUCUCUCGCUUUCUCUCUGGGGUGCCAGCCAGUUUCGUGAUACGAAGCAGCGUGGAUCGAUAGCGUGAGCUCCUUCGAGUCCUCUCGGGCUAGCGAUUCCUGGAGGAUUCGAAGGAGAGAACCGAAGCACUUGGUGAGCGUAUAUGUGUAUGUAUGUGUGUACGUGUAUGUCUAUGUGUAUGUGUAUAUGUGCGAGACCUGCAGAGGGUUUCGACCUGCCGCCAUCGACGUCGCCAUCGUGUCGUGCCGGUACGCCGCCCUUGCACCGCCCCAGGGACGACUACCACCUUUUGUCGUUCCUUUCUCGUCCCUUUUUGGUAGCUCGAGUGGACGAGAAAGAGAGAGAAAGAAAGAGAGGAAGAGAGAGAGGAAGAGAGAGAGAGAGAGAGAGAGAGAGAGAGAGAGAGAGAGAGAGAGAGAGAGAGAGAAGAAAAUUUGAGGCCUUGUCGACGAUGACGAUGACUACGACGUCGACGAGACUGGCUGCUCACCAGCUGCUGUUCUCGGGGCUCCUUGGAAAAUCAACGAACGCAGCUGCUUCCGUCGAAGUCGAUAGAACGAAGUCUCCUCGACGAAUUCGAAAUUCGAGAGAUCCUUUCAACUCAAAUCUCCUUCCUUUCCAAUUCGAUUCUUCGUGCUGGUUAAUACGUGGAGACCCUCGAAUUCUCGAGACGGGCUACGCUUUUGCUUUUUGUCGGCUCUCGAGUCCACCACCGCACCACGGACCGAGUUUAAAGGUAAACGAGUUUCUCUCGGCUGUUCAAGCGCGCCACAUCAUCGAAAGGCCCAACCUCUUAUGCUGCUUGGGCCUGCGUUUAUAUAUAUAUAUAGACAUAUAUAUACAUAUACGUACGUAUAUAUAUAUAUAUAUAUAUAUAUGUAUGUAUAUGUAUAUGUAUAUGUAUAUACAGCAUAGUUACAUAGCGUGCUCACCUCGUGGCCUGAACUGCUCCACACGCACCGUGACAACGGGGCCUCGAUAUUCCGGUUACCUUCGCUUCGGCUUUACCGGCUGUUACUUUAAAUUUAUAUUAACGCGUUCCUUCCUACCAGGAGACAUUCGAGAAUGGUAUUGAACGCUCCGAAUGAAAUCGGAAGUCGAUGAGAAUCUUAAUAAAAUUUUACAUUCUUAUAUAUAUAUGUAUAUAUAUAUAAAAGAAAAAGGACAAAGAAAAGAAUCGUAAUUCAUUUGUUAUUUUAAUUAAAAGAUUUGUAAUGAAUAAUUAUUUUAGAAUUUCUAAUCGAUCAGUUCCCUUGAUAGUAGAGACUUUAUAAAUCAGUUACGUUUCGCAGGAACAGUUAUCGCUUUGGUAAGCGUUCCGGCGCGAAACUCGUUUCGAAACGCGUUAUCGAGGCAAGUGAAAACGGUCGGCGUUAGUUGUUGCGCGUCUCUCGCGGCAUUCGGCUUAAAUACAAAUUUCUACGUAAAUCGAUAGGAUCGUCGAGGAAAUGAAAUGGUAACGAGAAGAGCGUUGGUGUGCUUUGUCGAGAGUAGCCGAACGAACGAACGAACGAACGAACGAACGAACGAAGGAGCCAAUCGAUAUAUUGCAACGAUCGAUGUUUCGUAGUUUCGUGCUUCUAUAAACGAUGAUCGACUACCGUAGAAACGUCCUCCUUUUCGAUUACAGAAUGCUGGGAAAUCCUGAGUGAAGGUAGAAAAAUGAAAAGAAAUCGAUACGAACUUUCUUUCAUACGUAUUCCUUUGUUGUGUUAGUUGUAUCAAAAGAGAAAAAGAGAGUGAGUGAAUGAGUGAGUGAGUGAGUGAAUGAGAGUGAGAGAGUGAGAGAGAGAGAGAGAGAGAGAGAGAGAGAGAGGGAGGGAGAGGGAGAGAGAGAGAGAGAAAUUUGAAAAGACGAAUUUUUUGUUGGUUUCGAAAGCCAAUAUUAUUCGAUCCUCACAGGACGACUCGAAAAUCGUUGCGAUUGGUUGGCGUUCUCCGAAAGUACUUUUUCGUCUUUGUGCGGUCCAUGGCCCGUACAAAAGCAGUAGAAAGAGAGAGAGAAAGAAAGGUGGGCCCGAAGCAACGGGGCCUGGAUAUUCCGGUUCACUUAAUCGUUUUCUUGGAUUUCGGAUCGUGGCCUCUCUGCGGUCGACAAAGUUGUAUAAGAUUCGUUGGGAGACUUCGAGAGACCGUAUCCAAAUCAUUGUGCUUCCUGGCUAAGAGAUCAUCUCUUAUAAAUCAAAAAUGCAACUUUCCUCGGUUUUCUUUCAUUCUCAUAAAUCAAAAUGACGUUGACUUUAAAAGAAUAAAAGAAUCAUCGCCUUGUUUUUCUUAAUCAUUCGGCCGAACCUAUAACUGAGAGAUAAAAAAUUUAUAACAAUCAUAUCAAUGAUAAAAUGAUUUUAAAUCGAAUAUUACACAUAAGUAGGUUGAUAUUAUUACCACUAUUUACUGGAUCAAUUGAGUGAAGCUCUAGCGACUAUGCUAUAAAUUUAUCUCGAAUAUGUCGUAGCCUUUAUGCCGAAACCUACUGAAAUCCUUUAUAGACGGGUGUACACGUACAAUGUACGUACAUAUAUACGCACGUAAAAUAAACCGUGUCCCGGCAAACGAUAACUCGUUCUACAAUCUGAAAUAUCGAUCACGACCGGUCGAGAAAAGAGUGAACGAAACACGUGAGUCAACAUCGUCGAAGGCGGUAAUGUGCAUUAUUUUAAAUAAAAGAAAGUAUUGUCUCAUGACCUACGUGAGUGGAAGUCGAAAAUUUAAAUUACAAAUUUACGAUCGCCGUCCUUUUUUUCUUCUUUCUUUCCUUUUUUUCUUCUCAUUUUUCUAAAAUGUCAAUCAUAUAAAUCUUCUUUCACAAUGAAUUUUCUAUAAUUUAUACUUUAUCGCAAAUUUAAUAGGAUAUCGCACACCAUAUCGCGAUAUGGCGCCUGCUCGACACGAGAUACGAAAUAAUUGAAAAAUAUCAUAUGUAGAAUACAAACAUGUGUUGUAUGUAUUGUAUGUAUGUAUGUAUGUAUGUAUGU
This is a messenger RNA of Vespa velutina, 3391 nucleotides long. RefSeq lists its product as uncharacterized. The transcript is spliced from 2 exons. NCBI's taxonomy places the organism in Eukaryota, Metazoa, Arthropoda, Insecta, Hymenoptera, Vespidae. Bases 559 to 1491 code for a protein of 310 amino acids. The record is from RefSeq and is a predicted model, not a curated record.